GCCCCGCCCCGCGCGCGGAGCCGCCAUUGCGGGUUGUUUGUGCGGGCGCGCAGCGAGCGCGGGCGGGAGGCGGCGCCGCGCUCCGCCAUGUCCACCCCGGCGCGCCGCCGCCUGAUGCGCGACUUCAAGAGAUUGCAAGAAGACCCUCCUGUGGGUGUCAGUGGUGCACCAUCUGAGAAUAACAUAAUGCAAUGGAAUGCAGUUAUAUUUGGGCCAGAAGGGACACCUUUUGAAGAUGGUACUUUUAAACUAGUAAUAGAAUUUUCCGAAGAAUAUCCAAAUAAGCCUCCAACUGUUAGGUUUUUAUCAAAAAUGUUCCAUCCAAAUGUGUAUGCAGAUGGCAGCAUAUGUUUAGAUAUUCUUCAGAAUCGCUGGAGUCCAACGUAUGAUGUUUCAUCUAUUUUAACUUCAAUUCAGUCUCUGCUUGAUGAACCCAAUCCAAACAGUCCAGCAAACAGUCAGGCAGCACAACUUUACCAGGAGAACAAACGUGAAUAUGAGAAAAGAGUUUCAGCUAUUGUCGAACAAAGUUGGAAUGAUUCGUAACAGCUGCUGUGUUACUCUCCAUCCUCAUAAUCAUUAUGUACAAUUUAACUCUCAAUAGAAAGGCUACCAGAAAUUUCAAGUGCCACAGUUCUAUGAAUUUGCAUAAAAACUCAUUUGCAAACAAAAUUAAGCCCUCCAGUUUAGGGGAAGCUAAAAGCUUGUGUAUCUCAAUUAAUGUCCUUUUUAUUGCAUGGUAAGAACUAAGUUAUUGCUACAUAAAUUUGUAAUAUAUCCUGUUUGUAUUUUUUUUCCAAGUGUAUAAUGUUGGUGUGGAGUUUUCAUGACAGAAUAUACACAUUUUGUAAAUCUGUACUUUUUCAAAUAUUGAAUGCCUUAUUUUUGAAUUCUUUAGAUUUUUAAAUUGGAGAAAAGCACUUAAAAAGUUUUUAUAUAUGAAUAUUUCAUGUAAAACUGUUAAAUACAUAACCUUAGUGCAAGA
Passer domesticus (house sparrow) is the source of this 985-nucleotide messenger RNA. It is a transcript of the gene UBE2B, whose product is annotated as ubiquitin conjugating enzyme E2 B. Gene Ontology annotation, biological process: proteasome-mediated ubiquitin-dependent protein catabolic process; protein polyubiquitination; DNA repair. The record is from RefSeq and is a predicted model, not a curated record. NCBI's taxonomy places the organism in Eukaryota, Metazoa, Chordata, Aves, Passeriformes, Passeridae. The coding region runs from base 88 to 546 and encodes 152 amino acids. The transcript has 6 exons. Gene Ontology annotation, cellular component: HULC complex. Gene Ontology annotation, molecular function: ubiquitin conjugating enzyme activity.